This is a messenger RNA of Branchiostoma belcheri (Belcher's lancelet), 1923 nucleotides long. RefSeq lists its product as uncharacterized. NCBI's taxonomy places the organism in Eukaryota, Metazoa, Chordata, Leptocardii, Amphioxiformes, Branchiostomatidae. Bases 1 to 1923 code for a protein of 640 amino acids. The transcript has 6 exons. Gene Ontology annotation, molecular function: protein binding; translation repressor activity; ubiquitin protein ligase activity. The record is from RefSeq and is a predicted model, not a curated record. Gene Ontology annotation, biological process: negative regulation of translation; proteasome-mediated ubiquitin-dependent protein catabolic process; protein polyubiquitination.
AUGGAUCCUGUAGAUCAACAGGGCAGCCAGCCCCACUGGGUCCCGACCGGUCCAGAGGAGCGGCAAGACACCCCACCCGGCCAUAUGAAAGACCCGUUGCAGGGCGUCCAUUGCGACACUUCGGCCGAACAAACUGACCAGAACGACGGACAUGGUUACAGCCCUGACAACGUUGCAGAACGUACAUUAUUACAGACUUUCUGCACUUCUUAUACAAACAUCGGCAAAACUAAGCAGAGUCAGGCAUGUACGCACGUUGACCGAGUUAUACAGAACCAAGCACUCUAUGCUGAUAAUUCACAGGUAGACGCAGGAGACCCCACGUCAACCGACAUCUACGAUACCAAAGGUCAUAACGCAAAUAACGUAGGACAAUACCAGCUGAGGGAUACCUUCGUUAAAGAAGCAUCAUCCACUGCCUAUCAAUGUGGUGGAGAGGUCGACGAUGCAAGUGUGGACAAUGGUAGAAAUACAGAAGCAGACGACUUCGACCAGUCUGUCAGCAAACAAUUGAAGGAUGCCGAAAGCCCCGAUGAGAAUAAGUCGGAGGAGGGUGUCACUGCAGACGAUAGUUCUAUCCGUCCGUAUGCAAUCGCGUAUCAACAGGAUGGAAAACCAAACGGUGAAGAGGACGAUAUCAUUGACAUCCAACCCUACGCCGUUGUUUAUGACGAACAACCACUGCCUGGCCAUUCUGUCGAUAAUUCUCAAAGCGCAUGUGGACAACCCAACACCAGUCCAGUAUCUGCAGAAUCUGCUGACGGCAAGAAGGACGGAUUACUGCCCAACCCCAUGUACAGCGGGAACGUGUUACACCAAAACCCCAUGUACGCCCCAAAUGUUGCACAGCCUAGGGCAGAUAGAGAUCAUAGAUGUGUAUGUCUGGCAUGUGCAAUCACUUUAGGCUUGGUCGUGGUGACACUGGUUCUGGCCGCGAUCUUCAAGCCAAGGAAGGAAGACAGUAACACGCAAACGACAUGGACAAACCCCACCAUAACAAAUAUAAGGUCAGAUGGCGUAACCCAGAACAUGGACUACACGUUACUCCCAGAAAUAAAAGAGAAAGAAAAUAAAGAGCUCAAGCAAACGACGAUCGUCUUCGGACGAAACGGUGAAGAAUCGGCCGAGUGUUUCGGACUGAACUCUGUCGCCGUGUCGCCUGGCAACGAAAUAUUCAUAGCUGACACCUACAACAGGCAGGUUCAAGUCUUCAGCAUGAAGGGCAUCUCCCUCCGCCAAUUCCCCACCGUUAUCUCGGGGGAAAACUCCGAGACGUUUGAACCCGAUGACAUCUCCAUCGACGGGGAGGGCCAUGUGUGGGUUCUCGGGGGUACAGAAUAUACGUCAGGGUUUAUUGUUCGGUAUACAAAAAUGGGAAGUUACCUAACAACACUCCGCGCAACGUUCAGCAAUAAUUCCUUCUAUGCCAUGACGGUGGACACACUUCGUAAUCUUGUCGUAGCGACAGAGCACUGGUGGGAUUAUGGGGAAGUCAAGCUUCUGCAUUUCAAUGGUACUGUAGAGCGCAGGUUUCAGGUGCAGCAGGUCUUGGGGGACCUCCCUGGGGUGGUCGCUGUGGGACGGGAGGGAAACCUGUUUGUGGCCGACAGUUACGCAGAUGCACGCGUGCACGUCUAUAACAACACGGGUCAGUACCUUUUCAGUUUGGGGGAUGACAACAUUGGUGAGGGUCAGACAGAAAUCGACGAAGUCAUGGGAAUCUGUACAGACGGUUCAGGAAACGUUCUGCUGGUCCGGUCAGGCGGGGCGGUAGACAUAUUUACAGAAGACGGGCGGUACGUGCGCCGCGUUGUUACCAGUAGAGCUGGCGGCGUGGCAGUAGCCCCCGGUGGACAGCUGGUAGUGACUGAUGUUCACAGCAGUAACGUCACAAUACUCUCUCACUACUUGGAGGAUCCAUAG